GUCGCGACUACAGCGCCUGCCAUUCAUUCACCUCGCUCGUCUCUCUGCCUCGCCUCUCAAGCCCUCCUUCAGCCGCCAUCACACAUCCACAACGACCUGCAUCUAGUCAUCGACCCCCGAAGCAGCGCACUGCCGCACCGUUGCGCGCACCGACCAGGGGCACCGACUGGGCCCGCAUCGUCCGCGCGUACAAUUGGGCAGGCCAGCCGCUCCCGCCAACGACGAGCUCCCUUGCGCGCGUGUCAGGUCCAGGCCUCACUCGUCCUCCCCCCCCGGGCGCCUCUCCCUCCCUCGUCCCGCAGCGCCCGUCAAGAUCCUCCUCGUCCGUCCUUGUCAGAGAGACAUGCAGUGACGGCCGGCCACGAUGGAGCGAUCAAAACCUCAGGCCUUUCAGUCGACGUACGCGCCGCGGCUGCGCGCCUACAACAACUCCCUCCUGACGCCAGUGCUGCCGAGUGCGCCGUCGGGCCCCAUCUCGAGGACCACCAAGCGCGGCACCACCAUCAUCAACUACGCCGAGGAUGGCUACGACGACCUCGAGGACGAUAGCGACGACCCUCGACGCCGGCCAACGGGCCUGCGCAGCCUGCGCAAGGAGGACUCGGCCGCGCGCGAGUCCUUGCUCGACCGCGCCGGCAAGGAGACCAAGGAGCCCGUCGACGUCCAGGGCAUCUGGCGGGACUGGAUGGGCAAGCACCGCUUCGUCAAGAGUGACCAGCAAAACGCCGCCCAGGCUAGCCUGCCGCUGACCCUCAUCCCCAUCCGUAUCGACCUCGACGUCCCCCAGUUCAUCCCCGCCGCGCCCUUCCCCCCGCCGAACCCAAACGCCGUCGACAUGUCCAUGCCGCAGUACCGCCAGGGCGAGCUGACGGUCCCCUACAAGCUGCGCGACAUCUUCUGCUGGAACCUGCACGAGACCCUCAUCACCACGGAUCAGUUUGCUCAGACUCUAGCCCAGGACCUCGACCUGCCCAACCGCGCCGGCGCCGUUGCCGAGAUCUCUCGGCAGAUCCGCACUCAGCUCGAGGAGUACGCCGGCGUCGCCUUGCACCCUCUGUUCCACACGGAACAGCAAGCCCCUGCGCCGCCUCCGCCCGCGCAAGCGCAGACUGGCGCCGCAGCUACGCCCGCCGCCGCCGCCACCGCCCCGACCAACGGCAUCACAGUGAGCACGCCGAGGGCCAGCGCCGUGCUCAAGUCGAGGGAAGACUCGCCCAUGUCUCUGGCCAGGGGCCUGUCGAGGCCCGAUACGCCGGCGCAGACCGGAGGACCGGCAACGCCGACUUCUGCACCGAACGUUACGGCUGAGGCUACCCCGAUCCUACCCGAUUCCGACAACUACAACCCCGAUGACACGUAUCGUUGCAUCGUCAACCUCAACCUAAACCUGGCAUCCAUGCUCUACACGGACAAGUUCGAGUGGUCUCUCCUCCACCCCCCUGGCACGGCCGAAGCGUUUGCCAAGGUGACGUGCGCCGACUUGGGGCUCACUGGCGAAUGGAUCCCGGCCAUGACCCAUGCCAUCUACGAGGCCGUCCUACGCCUCAAGAAGGAGGCCUGCGAGGCCGGCGGUCUGGUUGGCGGCUGGGGCGGCGCGCAGCAGGAUCUGCCCAACGACUCUGCCAAUGGCGCUGAGUCUGGCUGGAGAUACGACCCCGAUCACCUCGCUGACGACUGGGAGCCUAAGGUUGAGAUCCUCAGCAAGGAGGAGAUGGAGAAGCGCGAGGGCGACCGCGAGCGCCAGGUUCGUCGUCUGCGCCGCGAGACAGCACGCUUCAGCUCCACAGCCGGCAUGCUCGGCGGCACGCCCUUUGGCGCGCCCGCCAUCGACUUCGAAGAGGAGCGCAUGGGCCGGGGCGAGCGCUCCAAGAAGAAGCGCCGCUUCCGCAGCCUCAGCCCCCUCGGUCGCGGAGGCACGCCUGGCGGUCGCGGCACGCCAGACGUCGGCGGCUACGGCGGCGGCGGCGCCCUGACCGACGCCGAGAGGACGUCGUGGCGAUGCUCGCACUGCCGCAUCUGGGGGACCAGUGUCUGGGCCGUCCGUGACGGUCCCUCCGGCUCCAAGACCCUUUGCGCCAACUGCGGCUACCUCUACGAGCGCGACCGCAGGCUCCCCAGGCAGACCAAGAAUCUGCACCUGGCAGACAUCCGGGCUGCUUAAUGAAAACUUUCUUGGUCGGAGGAAACGGUCAAAAAAUUGCAAAAAAGGAAGCAAACAAGGAAGCACGGGCGUGUCUUCCUGCAACUGGGGAGAUGAGCGGCACGACACCCGGUGAGCGCUUCAUGUGACCCUCCCACUACUCCUCCAGUAAGGAGCACGGGGACGGGAGAGCCGGUCAAAGGCAGAGAGAGGGUUUGUGUAUGUGUGUGAGAGACGGAAAGAAGGGUCGAGGGGGCGUAGGCGGAUUUGUUCGGGCGAAUUUCGGCGUCUCAGGAUGGAGGGCAUGUCAUGUCAUGGUUCGAUUUCUUUCGUUGAUGUCCUUUCUUCCCCUGCUUUUGUCUUUUUUUUCUUCCUUUUUCGUUUUCAUUUUCUCCCUCCCCCCUUUUUGUAGUUGUGCUUCCUCGCCUGCAUGCACUGCCGUGCACUUUUUGCCGAGUUGCACAAUGUCUGUAAAAUAGCACCCCGGAAGGGUUCGGCAAGGGAAAGGGGAAAGGGAAAGGUGUGUGUGUGUGUGUGUGUGUGGUAGGGAGGAGUGGCGGCAUGGGUUAGUUCGGUAGGCCGGAUGGAGUCCUAUAAAGUAGACGGUCUGGUUGGUGAAGCAAACAAAAAGUAUCGUCGUAAACAUGCGGCGCGACUUUCUUUCUCUGCUGGCAGUCAUGACGGACAGCUCGAAGCGACCAGGAAGCGGACUUGGCAUUAGAAAAAGGUAACAGUGCUGUGAAGAGGGAACACUUGUGUUGCUCAAUGGUGAUGAUGGG
Messenger RNA from Purpureocillium takamizusanense, 2919 nucleotides. RefSeq names its product Chromatin structure remodeling complex protein sfh1 (gene SFH1). Gene Ontology annotation, biological process: chromatin remodeling; regulation of transcription by RNA polymerase II. NCBI's taxonomy places the organism in Eukaryota, Fungi, Ascomycota, Sordariomycetes, Hypocreales, Ophiocordycipitaceae. The coding region runs from base 365 to 2161 and encodes 598 amino acids. Gene Ontology annotation, molecular function: transcription coregulator activity; zinc ion binding. The transcript is spliced from 2 exons. Gene Ontology annotation, cellular component: nuclear chromosome; RSC-type complex; nucleus. The record is from RefSeq and is a predicted model, not a curated record.